This is a messenger RNA of Liolophura sinensis, 6030 nucleotides long. RefSeq lists its product as uncharacterized. Gene Ontology annotation, biological process: proteolysis. The transcript is spliced from 24 exons. The record is from RefSeq and is a predicted model, not a curated record. Gene Ontology annotation, molecular function: metal ion binding. Lineage: Eukaryota; Metazoa; Mollusca; Polyplacophora; Chitonida; Chitonidae. Bases 1 to 3057 code for a protein of 1018 amino acids.
AUGGCCAUGUCAGGGUUCGAUUACUUGUUCACAGCUCAUGCCAACGAGUCUAUUCCGGUGUCCAAGUAUAAAUCUCAGCGGACAGGAUUAUCUGUAUUUAUUGCUCAAGUGGAAGGGCCGUUGGUGAAUGGGUAUUUCUGCCUGGCCACUGAAGCUCACAAUGAUGAUGGUUUGCCACACACUCUGGAGCACCUGGUGUUCAUGGGAAGUGAGGACUACCCCUAUAAGGGGGUCCUGGACUUGCUGGCUAACAGGUGCUUGGCCUCCGGAACCAAUGCCUGGACGGACACUGACCACACAUGUUACACUAUGACCACUGCUGGCAGCGAGGGCUUCCUAAAGCUCAUGCCAAUCUACCUGGAUCAUAUCCUCUACCCAACUCUCACCGAGUCUGGCUACAUCACAGAAGUGCACCACAUCAAUGGUGAGGGCGAAGACGCAGGGGUGGUGUACUGUGAGAUGCAGGCACGGGAGAACUCUGGGGAGAGCCGGUGUUACCUGGGCAUGUUGAGGGAGAUGUACCCAGGGCGCUGUGGGUACAAAUCAGAGACAGGGGGCAUCAUGGAGAAUCUCCGCAUCAGUACCUCCCACAGAAAGGUGUGUGCCUACCACCAUGAGUUCUACCGUCCAGAGAACCUCUGCGUGAUCAUUACGGGGAAGGUUGAUCCUCAGGAGGUGUUUGACGCAUUAAAACCUGUGGAAGACAAGAUAACAGCAAAGGGUGACCGUCCAGCGUUUACGCGACCCUGGCAGUCACCUGUUCCCCCUCUUACCCAAACAGUGGAGAAGAGGCUCCCCUAUCCAUCAGAUGAGGAGACGCACGGCAUGGUGUACUCGGCCUGGAGGGGGCCCAAAGCUAAGGCGCAGGUGGAGGUGUUGUCGUGUAUGGUGUUACUGGAGUACCUCACGGAGACACCCAUUGCUCCUUUCCAGAGAGACUUUGUGGAAAUAAACGAUCCACUAUGCAGCAAGGUUGGAUACAAUGUGAUAAACAAUGCAGAGUGCUGCAUUACUAUGAUCUACAAGAACGUGCCAAAGGAGAAGCUGGAUGUCAUCAAGACAAAACAGGAGCAGCUGCUGAGAAAACUGAGCACCAGGGAGGAGGCCAUAGACAUGAAGAGGAUGGAGACAGUCAUCCACAAACGCAUACUCGAGGCCCUUAACAGUGUAGAGGAUGACCCCCAUUCAACCCUAGCCUUCAUCUGUAUUGAAGAUUUCCUGUUUGGGGACACACAAGAUGAUCUGGAGAUCAAAGUGAAUGCUAUCCGAUCCUACAGGAAGAUGAAGUCCGAACCAGAAAAUUUCUGGCGGAAUCUCCUUAACCAGUACUUUGUGGACAAACCCUACAUCCUGAUUAUUGGUGACCCGAGUAAGAGCUUGAUGGAAGAGAUGGGACAGAGUGAAAAGGACAGGAUUGCUGAUCAGCAGAAAAUAUUAGGGGAAUCUGGGCUCAAGAAGAAAGGGGACGUCCUGGAGGAGGCCAUUGAGGAGAAUGAGAAAGAGGCACCAGAAGACGUGAUCACCAAAGUUGCAGUUCCUGAUGUGGCUAAGAUACAGUUUCUUCCAAUCAAACCUUCCAAUAACCUAACCCCGGAAGCAGCCAACAAGAAUGAGAAAUUCCCAUUGGCUAAUAUACCCUUCAGGUUCACAUUGGAUGACAUACAGACCAACUUUGUACAGAUGAAUGCUCUGUUAGACAGCACGGCUGUUCCUCAGGACCUCAAGUAUUACCUCCCUUUGUUUUGCGAAGUUAUCUUUGAGCUACCAAUAGAAAGAGAUGGCGUGAUUGUGCCGUAUGAGGAAGUAAUAGCUCAGCUGGAUGCGGACACCCUGUAUAUAGAAUCAAGCUUGGGUAUAUCAGGCUGCUUGUUCAGAUGUGGGACCUGCCCACAGUUAGCUGUCAUUGCCCUGAAGGUGGAGAGGGAGAAAUAUGAUGUUGGAGUACGAUGGCUACACGAGAUUCUGUACAAAACACAGUUCACUGCUGACCGCCUUAAAAUCGUGGCCACGAAGAUGAUUAACAAUGUUGCCAGUAUGAAGAGGAAGGGGCGUGAAAUUGUCCGCACAGUUCUGUUACAACCUCCUGUACAAAGAAGUAUUUUGCAUGAGUGUAACAGUUACGUGACCAGCAUGCUGAGACAACACAAGUUCCUCUCUAAACUUGUGGAAGACCUGGAUAAGGAACCCAACAAGGUAUUAGAGAUGAUGGAAAAGGUGCGAGGAAUCCUGACCCAGCCUCAGAAUCUCAGGAUUCACAUGAAUGCUGACGUUGCUCAGCUAGCGAAGGAUAUUACACCUGGGAAACCAUGGCAACGGUUUGUGCAGACUUCAGGUGCUGGAGAUAAGCAAAGAGCAGAGAUGAAGAAGACUGUGGAGUACAUCAAGCCGCUAACAGCGGGUGAGAACCGCGCAGUGAUCGUUGGGGUGGGGUCUGUGGAGUCAGCCUUCCUCAUACAAGUUGUGCCCUCUAUAUCCUCCCCCUACCACGAGGACUUGCCUGCCGUUAUGGUUUUCAUCCAGUACUUGUCACAGUGUGAGGGCCCCAUGUGGAGACAGAUCAGGGGACUGGGGCUGUCUUAUCACUACAGCAUCUAUACUGUUCCUGAAACUGGUCAGCUGUACUUCAUCCUCAGCAAGUCCACCCAUAUUAUCAGUGCCUACAAGCAAGGAAAGGACAUUGUGUUGGGGUAUGCUGACGGCAGAACGCCAUUCUCUGAGGUGGAGUUGGAGAGUUCUCGCAGCAGCCUCAUCUUCGAGAUUAUCGAGUCCGAGAAAACAGCCUCCAGUGUCUCCAUGGAGUCAAUGCUGUCUUACUUCACCGGAGUUGACCAUAAUUACAACAAAGAGCUGAUGGAGAAAAUUGCCAAGGUGACCAUUGAUGAUCUGAAGCGUGUGGGGCCAAAGUACCUGGCUCCAUUGUUUGAACCCAGCCAGUUUCGGGUGUCAGUCUGCUGUCAUCCCACAAAGGUGGAGGAAAUCUGCAACGAGUUCAAAGAACUGGGUGUGGAAUUGAAAGUUUUGCCGUCUUUAGAUGAUAGCAGUCUGGUCGACCCUUAGAAAUGGAGAACUAACCACUUCGUGACCAGUUCUCUCAAGGCACAGCCUUUACGAGUUGCAAGGAACAAUCUCCUUGGGCCACAGAACAGCAGAAUAGUUUAAAAACUAAUUAAGUGUGCUGUUAAUGUUGCAAAGCUCACAAAAAAUAUUGCGAAGUGCUGUAUUGAUUUUUACCUCUGGAUGAAAAUUGGCUAGGGUGUGACUGUAGUGGUUGAUGACCGACUUCCUGUUUCUAAAUUUUUUGUCAACACUCUUUAUCUAGAAUGCUUGCAGCCAGGUUUACCAAAUUUGUACCAUAUGUACACAUUAAGAAACCUACUCAUUGACCUUGACCUAUUUUUUUCAAGGUCAUUGAGGUCAUGUAAGUUAAAUUUUGUGACAGGCUUAUAGACAGAUUAUCUCUAAAACUCUUUAAGCAAUUUCCAUUAAACUCAUAUGACUUAUUCCUAUAUGUUACAGCAGAAGAUCAUUGUUUUUCGUUUAUCUUAACCUAUUUUUUCAAGUUUGUUGGGUCAUUGGCUUUGUUACAGUGUAUGAACACUCUCUCUUGCAACUGUGCUUAUGACCAAGGGAUAUUUGGUGUGUUGCACAGUAUAUUUUAUUGUUUACUAAUAUCCAUUAAAUGUUGUGUGCUUGUGUUUCUUGAAUAUCGUAUUAAAGUUACUAAAAAUUUAUGGGUUAAUUCACUUUCAAAAAUAUUUAUUCGUUUUGUCUUUUUUGUAAAAAUCCCUAUUUUGGUGUUAGUGACAACGGAAAUUGUGCAUUGAACACGCUAAAGCCCAAGCUACAUGCGUGGUUGAAUUUGUGUAAACUGUUGCCAACUGUAGGUUACUGCAUCAGAAUUUGAAACUUCAAAUUUUCAGUUUCAGAUAUGACAUAUGGCUAUAAAAUAGCAUUAUUGUCCUUCUUGUAAGUUUUGUUUGUCUUUAUCUAAUACUCAGCAUGGGAAACUCUGAAAAUUCUGCCCUAAGGUCAAAUUCAAAUACCGUUAAAGUUUUUAGAAAUGUAGUCAUAUUCAGAUACCUAUUCUUUUCUUUUCUGAGGGAUGAUCCAUCAUCUGUUCCAUGUAUCAGAGUAAUACACUUAGGAUCCAUGUAGACGUACUGUAAAACACUAAAUGACUGAAAAUUUCACUCCAGAAUAGUGUAUUUUUAUAGGUAAAUGUGUUAAAAUAUUACUUUUUUGAGCUGAAACUUAAAUCUUUCUAGCCGUAUAACAUACCUACCUUCCAAACAAACCUCGAAACAUUUUUCUAAGAUUAAUACAAUUCUCAGAUGCUAAAUGAACUAGUUAGUCGUGUACUAAAUUAUAGCUACCUUUUUUCUUGAAAUAUUUGGGGUGAGUUGACCACAUGACAGCGUUUAUUUGGAGGACCUCUUAUUUCUCCGUACCUGUAAUGUAUCGACUAAAACAACAUCCUCAUUAAAAGGCAUACACGUGCAUCCGGAGAGGAAACCAGCAUGAGCUGGAUUUGAACUCACAAUAAUCCCCAAACAAUAACAUUUACGUGAAAAUUUACAGGGAAAGUCUGGUGAAGGUGCCCCCAGUAUGAUUAAAAUUUGCAUCUCAUUACAUUGGUAAUUGGAUCUCCAGGUAUUGUUUUUUGUUAAUUUGCAGAAUUUCACCGUAAGUCCUUGCAUAGUGACAAAAAAAAAAUUAAAAUACUGAGCAACACCUGGGUUCUGCUGAGUUUCCUACCACCAUAAUUAUGGCUGCCAUAUUAUAAGUGAAAUAUUCUUGAGUAUGACGCAUAAAACGCCAAUCAAAUAAAUGAGUAAACAAAUCAAAUUACCAGAAAAUGUGAAGUCUUAAGUGUUUCUGGUGGCGAGUAAAGAAUUGUAAAUAACGCUUCAUUAAGUGCUUAUCUGUUGUGCCAUUGUUAGUUGAUAGUUACAAUUUGUUUAAAAAUAUUGUGCUUUUUGUUUGUCAAUUCUCACAUGGUUUGGUCAUAAGCUAUUUAUUUUUUAACAUAUAUUGACGUGUGUAGAAAUGCAAACUCUGGUGCCAUUUUUGUAUUGUUCAGUGGCACACUAUGUUAACAUGAUCAGUGCUUUAUGGAGACGUAAUUAUAGUCGUACAGGUUAUCUCCCCUUAUUCUGUUACAUAUUGUGCAUCCCUGUUUUAAUGUUUUUCAUGUGUUUAUUACACACCUACAGAUGUGGGCAUGUCAUACCAUAAAAAACUGUGGCACUGUGGUUAUUUGUGGAUGUAUGUCUAAAGAUCAGAAUGUCCUCUCGGGUAUACUAAUCAGGGUUUACGUUCAGUUGUUCCUGACAGUGCAGUUUUGAGGUGACCGUCACAAAAGACAUAGUUGGAGGUGAAACAAUGUCUCAUUAGGGACUGGCAUCAGCUGUAACAAUACGCCAAUGUCAGAAUGUCUUCAUCUUAAAAACCCCGUGAGGAUCACAAAUAUCUGAAAUGCUCUAAUAGUCUAAAAGUAAAAAAGAAAUAAACAGUGGCUGUAAGUUUCCUAGGAUUACAUGGGGAAAAAGUUCUUUGACAUAUAGCUACAAAUGACGCAGUGUUUUCCAACAAUUUUGACAUUCCUACAUAAUUGAUUUAUACUGAACAUCACCUCUGCCUCGUUCAAAAUCUUGAUAAGAAUAUUGUCAACAUCUAAUCAAGAAAAUAAUAAGGAAAUUUGGGGAGAUUUCGAUUAUUACAUGUAGGACUAUUCAGUUAUAGUGAUUGAAUAGUGUUAUUCAUCUUGAAAAGAAUGCUUUGAAAUGUUAGCUUUGUUAAGUAAGACUUUUUUUCAUAUUUGAAAAUUUCCUAAUUCGCUCUCUUGAAUCGGGAGAAGCUUGUACAUUCAGGUUAGUUAACAGCUUGCAGUGUUACAUCAAGUCCCUGGAUUCUCACAACUCACAUUUUCCACACAUAAACCUCUCCGUAUAGAGAAAUAAUGUAUUAGAAAUACAGGUAAAUCUGGGUGAAUCAAGAAUUUGUGAUUAGGCAGUUUGUUAAAGGAGUAAG